This is a messenger RNA of Malassezia pachydermatis, 687 nucleotides long. Its product is annotated as mrp7-mitochondrial ribosomal large subunit. Lineage: Eukaryota; Fungi; Basidiomycota; Malasseziomycetes; Malasseziales; Malasseziaceae. The transcript has a single exon. Gene Ontology annotation, biological process: translation. Gene Ontology annotation, cellular component: mitochondrial large ribosomal subunit; ribosome. The record is from RefSeq and is a predicted model, not a curated record. Gene Ontology annotation, molecular function: structural constituent of ribosome. The coding region runs from base 1 to 687 and encodes 228 amino acids.
AUGUCGAUGUUGGGUUUCCGCGCGAUGCGCACAGCGUCGUUGCGCAUCGCGACGCCAGUGCCAUCGGCUCUUCUUACACCACACACCACACGUCCUUCACUUGCAGCCUGGCAAGCAUCGGCGCUCCCCACGUUUACGUUUGGUGGUGCGAUCCAAACUCGUAACUCGGCGAAGCGCGGUGGUGGUACGACGAAGAACAACCGCAACAGUGCAGGUCGUCGUCUCGGUGUAAAGAAGCCCGGCUCCACCACUGUCAAUGCCGGUAACAUUAUCGUGCGGCAGCGCGGCACGUCCUGGCAUGCUGGCGAGCAUGUGCGUAUGGGCCGCGACCACACGCUCUAUGCGACAGUGCCAGGCUUUGUGCGUUUCUACAAGCCUCAGAAGCACACGACGGCCAAGUCGCCUGUCCCGCCGAUGGGAACCCUGCCUCUGCGUCUGCCGCAGCGCAAAGUCAUUGAGGCGCACGCGCCUGAAGCCGUGCGGCCUCACCCGUCGUCAGCCAAGCGUGAGCGUCGGUAUGUCGGCGUCGUGCUGCAUCGCGACGAGCAACUGCCACGCCCGGCCGGCUCGCCACGCUCGCGGCUGUUUGAUAAGGUCGAUCUGAACGCGCUGGAGCGUGAGAAGGAUCUGUUGCGACGUGGCCUGGAACCCCUCGCGAUGGACCCAUCCUUGACCGCUGACGCUUAA